Solanum verrucosum is the source of this 1633-nucleotide messenger RNA. RefSeq names its product 6,7,8-trihydroxycoumarin synthase-like. Gene Ontology annotation, molecular function: monooxygenase activity; heme binding; iron ion binding. The coding region runs from base 1 to 1488 and encodes 495 amino acids. The record is from RefSeq and is a predicted model, not a curated record. The transcript is spliced from 3 exons. NCBI's taxonomy places the organism in Eukaryota, Viridiplantae, Streptophyta, Magnoliopsida, Solanales, Solanaceae.
AUGAUUAUGAUAAUUUUUAUUCUCUUAGUAACUCUUCCUAUUGUACUCAAUUUCCUAGCCAAAAAGGGUAGGAAAAAUGUUAUGCCACCUGGUCCUAUAGGGUUACCAUUUAUUGGAAAUUUGCAUCAAUACGAUGAUUUAACCCCUCAUAUUUAUUUUUCGAAACUAGCCAAGAAAUAUGGAAAAAUAUUUUCACUAAAACUUGGUUCAACUCCAAUAGUUGUAAUUUCUUCAGCAAAAUUAGCAAAAGAAGUGUUAAAAAUACAAGAUUUAACAUUUUGUAGUAGACCUUCUUUUUUUGGCCAACAAAAAUUGUCUUACAAUGGCCAUGAUAUUGCAUUUGCGCCUUACAAUGACUAUUGGAGAGAAAUGCGAAAAGCUUGUGUUGUUCAUUUGUUCAAUCUCAAAAAAGUACAAUCUUUUAGUCCGAUUCGUGAAGAUGAAGUAUCUAGAAUGAUUACGAAAAUAUCCCAACAAGCAACUGCUUCCCAAAUUACAAAUUUGAGUAAUUUAGUGAUUUCACUAACAAGUACUAUUAUUUGUAGAGUUGCUUUUGGUAUUAGAUAUGACGAAGAAGCACAUGAAAAGAAGAGAUUUGAUGAACUUUUAGCUAUGGCACAAGAAAUGAUGGCGCGGUUCUUUUUCAUUGAUUAUUUUCCUAUGCUCGGUUGGCUUGAUAAAUUAUUUGGAAAUAUUAGUAGACUUGAAAAGAAUUAUAAAGAUUUAGAUGAGUUUUAUGAAGAACUCAUUGACCAACAUCUUAAUCCCAAUAAGCCAAAAUCCAUGGAAGGAGAUAUUAUUGAUCUUUUGCUACAAUUGAAGAAAGAGCAAUCAAAUCCUAUUGAUCUCACUUUGGACAACAUAAAGGCAAUUCUCAUGAAUAUAUUUGCUGGUGGAACAGACACAAGCGCGGCUGCAGUAGUAUGGGCAAUGACAGCCUUGAUGAAAAAUCCAAAAGUCAUGAAGAAAGUCCAAGAAGAAAUUAGAAAAUCAAUUGGGACUAAAGGCUUUGUGAAUGAAGAUGAUGUUCAAAACAUGCCUUAUCUCAAAGCAGUGAUAAAAGAGACAUUUAGAUUAUAUCCACCAGCUCCACUUUUAGUGCCAAGAGAAACAAUGAAAAAAUCCACACUAGAAGGGUAUGAAAUUAAGCCAGGAACUAUAAUUCAUGUUAGCUCUUGGGCGAUUGCAAGGGAUCCUAAAAUAUGGGAAAAUCCAGAAGAAUUUAUGCCUGAGAGAUUCUUGAAUAGUGAUAUUGAUUUUAAAGGCCAAGAUUUUGAGUUGCUUCCAUUUGGAGCAGGCCGAAGAGGUUGCCCAGGUAUUGCACUUGGUGUUGCAACGGUGGAUCUUAUGCUUUCAAAUCUUCUUUAUGCAUUUGAUUGGGAAUUGCCUUAUGGGAUGAAGAAAGAAGAUAUUGACACAGAUGUCAUGCCUGGAAUUCUUAUGCACAAGAAAAAUGAUCUUUGUCUUGUCCCUAAAAAAUAUUUCUAGAUUAGCUACAUCGAUAUCUAAUCAUAAUUUUAUGUCUAAUAUAUCCAUUAUCACUUAUGUUUGAUAUAGGGUCAUGUGGCUUGCCACUUUAAUUUUCAUUGUAAUUUUGUUGCUAUUUGCUAAUAAAGAGUUGUGUGUCUUCAUC